Molecule: messenger RNA, 1407 nt
Organism: Trametes versicolor FP-101664 SS1
Lineage: Eukaryota; Fungi; Basidiomycota; Agaricomycetes; Polyporales; Polyporaceae
Exons: 3
Source: RefSeq, a predicted model, not a curated record
CACUAUGUCAUCGGAUGCAAGCCAGUUAAUCGAUGACACCAAUACCCAUGUGCAGUACCGUGCCGGCUGGAUAUGGGACCAAGGCGUCGCCGAGGUCCAUGGAACCCGCCACGGAGCGCAGAAAGCAGGAUUACAAGCAUCGCUCUCAUUCGUUGGCACAGGGAUACGCGUCAUCGGCACGUUAGGGGCGUCCGACGUCUAUGGACAACCAACGACGACAUAUUCCAUCGACGGGACGGCCGCGGGAACUUUCCACGCACCCCUCACUCCUUCAGGCGAGACACAUUACAAUACCACAUUCUUUUCUACGGAGAACCUCUCUCCUGGGGACCAUACGAUCACCAUCGAAAACAUGGAUGGAACGAGCCCCAACACGUUCUGGCUUGACUAUUUCCUCAUCGACUCGGGCCCGCCAGCCGUGACCGUGAACCCCGAUACAUCGACGAUUUCCACAUCACCCACCUCGACGAUCUCCGUUCAGCAGACCAGUACUGUGACCACCAGUCCCGGGACGUCGACAACGCCCGCCCCAUUGGCCGCCGUCCAGACCACCACGACUGUGACCGCCGUUCCUCCGCCGUCAACAACGUCGACGUCUGACUCGCGCGUUUCGUCGAUUUUGACCCAGUACACUACAUCAGUCUCCGCACAGCACGUCACGUCGACCAACGGGAGUACUGGAGUCAUUAUAUUGACUGCCAGCGCGAGCAUCAGUACGGCCACGGUGGAAGCAGUGCACACAUCUACGGCAGAAAUCAGCAACACGUCCGACCUAUCCGGCUCCGGUUCUCCUCGCGCCUCGCGCGUCAACACAGGCGUCAUUGCGGGAGCCGCCGUUGCCGGUGGCGUCGUGCUAGCAGCCAUCCUCGCCGUUCUGUUCAUCUGCCUCAGGCGGCGGCGGCGCCCAGAAGUGUUUCAAGCAGGAAUCGUCGCUCCUUUCACGUCUUCUCGGGACUCAUUCGUGUCCCUUGCCCCCUCUGCCGUGCCCUCUUCCAAUACUCGCCCGGCGUCGAUGCGAUAUUCUACGACUCCAAGCACAGUGCUCUCCACUCGGGCGCCCGCGCCUGCAAGCCGCUCUAGCCGUAGGUCUGGCGCUACGCCGCCGUACGAAGCAACACCGGAGCCCUGCGUCGAUAGUCAAUCGGAGUCUUCUACCUCGCUCGCCUCGGCUACCAGUGCGUCCCCCUUACUGGUCCCUCGGAGACGCGGUGCGCCUCCGCCCACCCCAUCCAAGGCACCUCCCAUUCCUCCUACAGCGCUCCUCCCUGGGACGUGGCACGCCCCGUCGGAGUCUCAUGGCCGCGCGUAUUCUGUGCUACGCUCGCUCUUCUCCCAGGGACAGCGGGCCAAUAUUCCAAGGGCCGCCGACUCGGGAUUAAGGCUCUACGAUGACGUUGUGCUGCCGCC